UGUAAAUGCCGAGCGGAGUCCGUGUCGGUGAUGCCGAUGAAAAUCCAGGUCAGGAACCGCGCUCGCCGAUUGGCGGUGAAGAUGUGGUGUUUUCAAGGAAUCUGAACGAAGACCUCUGAGCUUCCAAGGGAGAUCAGAUUGCUACUCAACGUACACUAGUGUGGUUGUGCUGUGUUGAUUAUGGCGAGCAUGUGAAAUCGUGGUACCAACAGCGGAUUCCGCAUGUCCAAGCCCUCGGCCGGCAUGAUCAUAUGCAGGCAGGCAAGCAGGCAGGCAAGGCGGGCAGCCAGGCAGCCGGGCGUGGAUAAGUCAGCACAACAAUCCGCUCCUCCAACUUUGGACCGGGCUCUCCUUCCCCACGAGUACAGUUCCCACAGCCUAGCCUCACGAUCCGAGCACGUCCGCUACGACAGAUCGGGCCAAACUCGCCAUUCCGCCAUUCUGGUGGAAGAUGGAAGAAGAGAGGGCUGGCACUCCAACUUCCGCCGGGAAUCUUUUGCAGUUGAGGGUUCAUGAUGAGACUCAGAAUUGAAGGAUCUGGGUAAUUCUCGCUUCAGAAUCUGUUAUCCUUUUUGAUAAAUAGGGUCACCAAUAUGAUAUGGCACGUAUAACACAUGGUUCAGGAACCGGUAUUCUGAUGCUGCCGGCCACCUAAGUCCGCUGUCCAACUUCUCUACACAGAACUCUAGACUCGGCUCAGCUGCUGCAUUACAAGCCAAUUUUUCUCUCC
Molecule: messenger RNA, 730 nt
Organism: Marchantia polymorpha subsp. ruderalis
Lineage: Eukaryota; Viridiplantae; Streptophyta; Marchantiopsida; Marchantiales; Marchantiaceae
Source: the annotation of a GenBank genome assembly